Bombus pyrosoma is the source of this 916-nucleotide messenger RNA. Its product is annotated as superoxide dismutase [Cu-Zn], chloroplastic-like. The transcript has 5 exons. Gene Ontology annotation, molecular function: superoxide dismutase activity; copper ion binding. The coding region runs from base 214 to 720 and encodes 168 amino acids. The record is from RefSeq and is a predicted model, not a curated record. Gene Ontology annotation, biological process: removal of superoxide radicals. Lineage: Eukaryota; Metazoa; Arthropoda; Insecta; Hymenoptera; Apidae.
AACCAGUUUGUCAUUAUCCACACAUAAAUGUACAUAUGUAGUACGUCUCUUUCACUUUCUGCGUUUAUUCUCCAAGAUUGAAGAUUUCGUUCACUUACGGCAUUUAAGAUGAACAGAUAGAAUUCGUAAUUUAUAGAUCAACAGUUAAUUCAUAAAAAAAUCGAUAAUCAAUUUAAUUCUAACUUAACGAUUCUCAAAGCAGAAUAUUUCAUUAUGAAUCGAAUAAUCAUACUGCUCACUUUCAUUGCGGAGUUAAAAGCUGCACACGUCCAUUUGGUACCAAAUAACGCUGGAAUGAAAAAUGUAACAGGGGAACUAACUUUGGUUCAAUGCGAGGAUAACUUAAUUGAAAUUACCGGAAAGGUAUAUGGACUUACACCAGGAUUACAUGGUAUCCAUGUACACGAAAAGGGAGACUUACGAGAUGGUUGUAUGUCUACUGGUCCACAUUUCAAUCCUGAGAAUGUCACUCACGGUGGACAAAAUAGUCCGGUGAGACAUGUUGGCGACCUAGGUAACAUAUUAGCGAAUGAAAGCGGAGUUGCUGAUGUAAAUAUCAAAGACUCUAUUAUUUCUUUUACUGGAAAUAACAAUAUCAUAGGACGUGCAAUUGUUAUUCAUUCCGGCGAAGAUGAUCUUGGAAGAGGCAGCAGUCCUCUUUCUGCGUCUACUGGAAAUUCGGGAGAUCGUUGGGCUUGCGGUAUAAUCGAAGCUGAAUAAAUUUCUAAUCUAUAUUUAAUUUUGAUCAUUAUAUUUAUACAUAAUUAGGUCUCAGUAAUUUUGCUUAUACAUUACGUCCAAUAUUAAAAUUUAAAUUCUAAUACCUUAUCCUAUGUUUCUCCUCAUCACAAGAAUCCCAGAACUUUAAUUUCUUUAACAUGCUAUUACUUAUUAAAUAAAUGCUUUCAAAAUGCUA